AUGGGAAAGCAUCCCUCGUCUCCGCCUUCUUUGCGGCAAAGUGGUUCGCAAAGGCAAUACUGGUCCAUUUACGCCGCCUUUCUGCUGCUCCUCGCCAUUUGCCAAAUCGCUUGGGUCAUAAAUCCUUAUGCCCUAUCCUUCCUGGCUGACUUCACGGAUGUCGUGGGAAUUGCAUCCAGUUCACGCCACUCGCCAUAUGGUCGCUUCCCAGCACGGGGUGAUCCAUUUCACUUCAUACCGUGUACAAACACGUCUAUUUUACCUGCUCUAGACGACUCUGACCCACUCAAAUCAUGGGCUGCCUUAUUUGAACCUGAUCCCACACGUUGGAGCUGGGGUAAACAAUCAUCACGAAAGAGCAAUGGUCCCACUGAUCCUUAUACUGGUCGUGGAAUAUACCUCUGCGGCUACCUGGACCGCCCGCUCAACUCAUUGAACGGUUCGGAUGAUCGGAUCGUGCGGAUUGCCGUCACCAAAUAUCAAGUCUCCGGCCUGGCUCCUGUCGGUCGCUGGCAGAAUGCAUCAAGAGGACGAAAGUCUGAGCGAACAAUUAUUCUGGAGCCCGGUGGCCCGGGCGGCAGCGGAACCAGAGAGGUCUGGGAUCAAGCCGAAAUAGUGUCACAACGUUAUAGUGAUGGCCAGUAUGACGUUCUAGGCUGGGACCCUCGAGGAGUAAACGCCUCGCUUCCUUCAUUUUCGUGUUAUCCCCGGGAUUCCUUCCGCGAUAGAUGGGCUUUCUUCAAGGGUUUUUACCGUGAAGAAGUAGCCUCCACGAUGCAGCAUCUAAAAACAAAUGAUGCUAUGAAUAAUGCUACAUUCUACGCUUGCCACCAGAUCCAUGGUGACUUUGGCCGGUUCAUUGACACAACCUUUGUGGCGCGGGAUCUUGAAGAAAUCCGCAAAGGUCUCAAUGAAGAUCAGAUUACUGGCUACUUCAUAAGCUAUGGCACAGCAGUUGGGAUCACUUAUGCAAACAUGUUUCCAGACAGAAUAGGCCGACUGCUUUUAGAUGGCGUCGAGUCUGUCAAGGAUCAAAGAAGACUGGGCGGCUUUGCGUGGUCCUCUGUUUAUAGCAUAUUGGAUACAUGGCGUGAAGGGUUUCUUGGGGAGUGUCUCGACGCCGGGCCAAGUCUUUGUCCACUCGCGAGGCCGGUAGGUGGCUCACAGACACCUGUCACACUGGAGGAACUCGAGAAUCGGAUGGAUAGGCUAUUCCAGACUAUUAUUGAACAGCCGAUAUCAGGAUACACUCCUGUGGGCGGUCCAGGUAUCAUCACCUACUCACAAGUCGCCUUCUGGAUAUAUACCGCUAUGUAUUCACCGAGCAGAUGGCCGCUCACAGCUCAAAUCCUUUAUAAUCUAGAAGCUGGUGAUGCUCGUCUGGCACUUGAUGAGCUUGAAAAACGCUGGUACAGGAGUCAUCAAGCAUCGUCCCGAGAAUUACUUUACACGGUCGUCUGCGCGGAUUCCUAUGAUGACCCGCUACCAGAGGACGGCCUCAUCUGGUGGGACAAAUUCUGGGCAGAUAUGACCAAAAAAUCGUGGAUCUCAGGGACAUACCGUUUUACCCGUGUAUUUGGGUGCCGGCACUAUAACACUUAUUGGCCCAGCCCACCAGGAGUGUAUAGGGGUGCGCUGAACAAUACACUGAGCAAUCCAGUGCUAGGCAUCUCUGGGACGCAUGACCCUGCCACACCGUUGAAGAAUGGGAGAGAUACCUUGGAAGACAUGGGCGUUGAUAAUGCUCGACUUAUUGUCCAUCAUGGAUAUGGACAUAUAUCAGAGUCGGAUCCAUCAGAUUGUACAGAUGGUCUGGGUCGUGCGUACAUUCUUCAUGGCGAGAUUCCGGAGAGUAAGGAGACACACUGCUACGCCAACGGAAAACCAUACCGUAGUCGCCCUGAUGCGUAA
This is a messenger RNA of Clonostachys rhizophaga, 1911 nucleotides long. NCBI's taxonomy places the organism in Eukaryota, Fungi, Ascomycota, Sordariomycetes, Hypocreales, Bionectriaceae. The record is from the annotation of a GenBank genome assembly.